Aspergillus homomorphus CBS 101889 is the source of this 1617-nucleotide messenger RNA. RefSeq names its product carboxylesterase estA. The transcript has 3 exons. Gene Ontology annotation, molecular function: carboxylic ester hydrolase activity. The record is from RefSeq and is a predicted model, not a curated record. The coding region runs from base 1 to 1617 and encodes 538 amino acids. NCBI's taxonomy places the organism in Eukaryota, Fungi, Ascomycota, Eurotiomycetes, Eurotiales, Aspergillaceae.
AUGAAGCUCCCCGUCUGGCUCUCCAUUGUCCCCAACAUCGCCUGGGCUAUUCCCAGCUCCUCACAUGGCGCUUCAUCCCCCACUGUUGACCUCGGGUACUCUAAGUACCAAGGCACUCGACUCGCAGGGGGAGUAGAUCAGUUUUUAGGCAUGCGCUAUGCAGCACCUCCAUUGGGAGAUCUUAGAUUCCGUGCACCCCAGGAUCCCAUCAAGAAUCGCACAUUGCAGGCUGCCACUGAGUAUGGACCAAUUUGCAUCGGUGUCGAUCAAGACAAUACCCCUAAAGAAUGGACUGAGGAUUGCCUCUUCAUCAACGUUUUCAAGCCUUCGAACGCCACGUCGCAUUCCAAGCUCCCAGUCUGGUUUUUCGUUCAGGGAGGAGGAUAUGCACAGAACUCCAAUGCCAAUUACAACGGCACCGCGGUGGUGGAGGAGUCUGGACAUGGGCUGGUGUUCGUUACGCUUAACUACCGGGUCGGAGCCCUGGGCUUCCUGGCCAGCGAAGAAGUAAGGAAGAACGGCGACCUGAACGUGGGUCUGUUGGAUCAACGCAGGGCUCUGCAUUGGAUCAAACAGCAUAUCGCUUCGUUUGGCGGAGACCCCGACCACAUUGUGAUCCACGGUGUCUCUGCAGGCGCUGGAUCGGUCGCUUUCCAUCUCACUGCAUUCGGAGGAAAAGAUGAAAAGUUAUUUGUCGGCGCUGUUGCCGAGUCCUCGUUUUGGCCCACUCAACGCACGGUCGCGGAGAUGGAGUUCCAGUACGAAAGAUUCGUUAACGCGACCGGGUGUUCCAACGCGACCGACUCCCUUCGAUGCCUGCGAGAACGCGACAUCGCUACCAUCCAGAGCGCCAAUACUGCUUCACCGUUCCCGGGUGGCAGCGAUAGUCCACUUCCAGAUUGGUACUGGUUACCAGUGACUGAUGGUACACUGGUUCCUGAGCUUCUCUACGAUGCCUUCAAGAAGGGUAAUUUCAUCAAAGUGCCGACCCUGGUCGGUGAUGACACAGACGAGGGCUCGAAUUUUGCCUACAACGCCAAUACCAGGUCUGAUGUUUCUCAAUUCUUCAAAAACAAUUACCCUCACUUGACCGACUCCCAGCUGGAAAGCAUUCUGGCUGCCUACCCGCCGAGAACUCCCUUGCCCAAGCAUGGAGCCUGGUUCCGAACCUCGUCCGAUGCUUACGGAGAUGCCACUUUUACCUGUCCCGGUAACCAUGUGACAGCGUCCGUCGCUCGACGCCUGCCGCACGCGACGUGGAACUACCGAGUCAACAUUCUCGAUCAAGCCAACCUCGCUGGCGGCAUUGGGGUGCCUCAUACCUUCGAGCUGCCCGCGAUUUUUGGCGCAGGGAGUACCGGAGCCCUUCGUAGCACGUCCUCGUAUCUCAGCUACAAUGCCGGAAUCAUUCCGGUGACCAUGCACUAUUUUAUCAGUUUUGCCAUUGCACUCAACCCGAACCCAUUGCGAUAUGCGGGUGCACCGGAGUGGAAGACCUGGGGUAGUGGGUCACGCCUGCGACUGCAAACAAACAACACGGCGAUGGAGGAGGUCCCUGCAGUGUCCGUGCAGCGCUGUCAGUUGUGGGAGAACUUGAGUGGAACCACAGAGGUUUAG